AUGUCGUCACCCAAGAGAGAUGCUCAAGGUAAUGGCUUUACAGGACUGGCAAUCACCCAGACCAAAGGAAGAAACAGACCUGCUUCUCAGCCUCCUCUGCUGUCUCGUCAAUCUCUGACUACCACACCAGCAUUUAAACGUGAACCCUCACCUUUCCGCGCACUCAGUUUAAGAACCUUGUCUCCAGCACAUAAUGAUCUGUCUGCUGUUAAACUGCCGCAGUUGGUAUCUCAGGCGGGCACUGAACUGGCAGUCAGAGAGAUUGUGUGGAAUGAAGGAGCCAGUUUUGUGACACCUGUGAAAACAGCUCAGCACUCAAGUGUCAAACAACUCAAGUAAGCUGACUAGUGGAAACCUACUUAUGCAUGAACUUUUGUUUUUGUUAAAAGUUUGUCUAUUUUUUUAAGUGUUGAAAAUGACAAGGAAAAGAUUACAACCGGGAAAGAUUGCCAGGCCAGAAACAAGCCACUCACUGGAACUGAGGUGGUUGAGAUAAUAGCCAGGAAAAAACAUCAGGGAAAGCUUGAUUUUUACUAUCUGAAGGCUUCUGAAGAGCUUCCUUAUGGACCAUAUAACUUGCAAGUGAUCUCUCGGAGUGAGGAAUGCGCAGAUCACUACAUCUUCUCCCCCACAACUGUAAUACAUGUGCAGGAUGGCUGCAGCAUUGAGCUAUGGACCUUGGCAGAGUGGUAUCGAGAGGCUGUCCUUUGUGAAGCUGUGAGAGAAAUCCCAUUUUUCAGAGAUUGUUUACUGCGCAAGAUCUUCAAAAGGUGGCACAGAAAUGUCCACAAGGUUACAGUCAAACGAAGGAUUGACAUUCUUCCGUCUCAGCUGCUGAUAGCAGUGCCCCAGUUCAGGAAUGCAUUAUUACAUCUUGCCAGAUUAAUUGAGGAGCUAAAGCAGGUCAGGUGGCUGCCACAGGAUCAUUUAAGGACGUACACACUCUUGGAUUUUCAAACAGCACUCCUGGAAAAGAAGCGGACAGCUCAAGCUUCUUUAGAAAGGUUCCUACAUUGCAGGGCUGCAAUAUUUAAUACGGUGAAGGAUAAGAGUUAUCAAGCAUGCCAGGACCUCCAAAUGGAAGUGGAAAACGUAAAGCUUUACCAGAGCAGUCAAUCCUUACACCUUCAGGUCUCCUACCUUAGAAAGCUACAGAAAGAGCUCAGUCAGGCAGAACAAGCCAUACAGUGGCUGGGAAACCUCGCUUCUCUAGCUGAUCACAUGACUGUCCAAAACCUAGUCACAAUCUCCAAAGGGGAGAUCACAGCUUUCCUGAACAAUGUUUUAAAUAGAGAACUGGAAGAACAGAGCGGUCUCUUUCAAGUCGAGAUUAUAUUUGGAGCAGAUGGUCAACUUUCUGUUUUUCCACCAUUACACUUGUUUCAGGAAGUUUUACAUAAAGCGGUGUUGUCUGUAGAGGAUUCAGUACUUCAGGUGUUUGACUCCUGCAGUUUGUCAUAUGACUCGAAAGGCUGUUUGCCCACUUCUUGUGCUGAAGAUCUCAUUGAAGAAUGUAAAGACAAAGUUUGUGAAGUAACAGGUCCUGACAGGGAGUCCUCUUUAAAUGAGCUUGAAAGGAUGUCCUCCCAAAAGAACUCUUCAUUGCAAACCAUAGUGCCAGUCAAAAUGAACUCCAUGAGAGUUCAGGCGCAAAGAGUGCAAGGCCAUUACAAGCCUCUGCCCUGGAGACUGCUGGAGUGGAACCUGAAAGUUCAUGUUGAAUCACAAGAGAUUCAGAAUGAGCAGGACAAGGUUUAUCAGGAUGCUAUAACAGAGGUGUUCCAGCUAUGUGAGAGCCACUCUUGGUUGAUAGAUGUUCAUUUAUUCACCAGUCAGUGGGAUUCAGAUUCUCCAGAAUCCUUGCGUGGAUGUUCUCCUCUGAAAUAUGAGGAAUUAAUCAAGAAACUUCAAUUUUGGAUGGACAAAGUCCACAACAUGCCUCAGUUCUUCACCACAUCAAAUAAGUUGUUUACUGUCGAGAUAACCAACAUACAAAAACAAAUAGGAUCCAUGUUAAACACCAUUGCCAAAGAAGUGCCAAAGUUGCUGUAUGAAGAUUUACAGAUACGCUCUAACAACCUAAUUUCUUGGCUUAAAAGAGCUGUGGAAAUCAUGCAGUCUGAACCAAAUUCCUUUCACAAGUUCACCGUUUUUGCUGAAAUGGUAAAGCAAAGUGAGAGGAUGUCAGAAAACAUGCAGCAGGAGCUGAAAGACCUCCACUCUUUACAAGAUAGUGUGCGACAGUAUUAUAAACACGUGGCUUUGAAUGAAAUUAUCUCAAUGAAGCAGGUAGUUGACUUGUGGGAUUGCUUGGUUCCUCUAACAAAACAAGCUACAGGCAAAGUUUCCCAGCAGCUUCCUUCUAUGUUGGAAACAUUAGAUGGCAAUGUUUCCUCAUUAGUGAACAAAUUAAACAACCUGGUUUCAGGAGCCACUUCUGGACCCUAUCUUGACCCUGACCAGAAUGCCAAGGAAAUGCUUGUCCAGCUAAACACAUUUUGCAGUCAAUUCUAUGUGAUCGCUGAACAGUUGAAUGAUCAGAGCAGAGCCAGUGAAAUUCUGAGAGGGCAUCAACUAGAUCUUACUUUUGUGACAGUAGCACAGCAAAAUAUUGAAACAAGGAAAGGACUCUGGGAACUGAUGAGCAUGUCUUCCACACAAAUCCAAGAGUGGAAAUUGCUACAUUUCAGGAAGUUUGUGGUGACUAAAGCCCAAGACUUGGUUGGUUUUUGGAUACAAAAGGCAGAAACAUUUGCUAGUGUCAUACCUUUCCAUGAUGCAUUGCUGCAGAAAAACCUGCAGAUUUUACAGGGCUUUAACCAGUUCCUUGCUGUACUGAGUAAGCUGAAUAGUCCCACUCUGAAGCACAAGCACUGGAGAAAUAUCUCAAAGGGAAUUGGCCUGUCGUAUGACCCAGAAUGGAAAUUUACAGUAGAUGAUCUUAUGUCCAAAGACCUGCAGAGGCAUCAAAAUAAAAUCAAUAAGAUCUGCCUUGAUUCCAAAGCUGAGACAGACAUGGAACAGACAUUCAGAGUUUUACAGAGGGAAUGGGAAACGACAGAGUUCCAUCAUAAAAGGUUCAUUUUUGCUGUCCAGCAACAGCAGACUCCACAACUAGGGGAUGCCUCACCUCAAAAUGCACCAAAACAUCACAUUAGGGAUGGUGGAACAUUCACUAUUAUUGGUAUAGAGACACUUCUAGCUCAUUCUAAGGAAAGUGUUCUGAUCCUUUCCGACAUGCUGCGUUCUACACAUGUUGAUGAGUUUCAGAAAGAUGUUGAACACUGGCUGCUGCUUUUACAAGAGCUGAAUGAAUUGCUUGAAAUAUUUGAGAGAUAUCAGCAGAAAUGGAUCUUUAUAAGCCGAACAUUCAAUGAAAAUGUGCAUGAAAAGUUUGAGUUGCAAGAGAGGUUUCACCCGGCAGAUAAGUUGUUUCGUGAAAUCAUUGAGAUCACAGUCAAUGACCCACAUGUAUGCAGUUUUGUUCAUCUGAGUAAGAACAGAACAGAGUUCAGUGACAUUUCACAAGGACAGAGUCUACGUGCUGCCUUUCUGAAUAGACUCACAACAAUGGAGGAGAUUUCCAAUCACUUUCUUAAUGUAUUAGAGUCAGCACGGAGCCAGUUCCCCAGACUCUACUGUCUCAGUGAUGGAGAGGUGAUAAAACUUCUCUCUUUACAACUUCCAGCACCUUCCUCCCUUUUACAACUCAUUCAGAAAUGCUUUACAGGAGUGAAGCAGCUUGAUGUUCAAGUCGAAGGUAAUGUCUGCUGUACACAUGACUUGGCAGCUCUUACUAAUGAGCGAAUGUUGGUACAUGGUGUAUAUGGAGAAUUUGAUGAAUAUGUUCCCUUUUUAUGUCCUCUUAAGUCAAACCUCAAUCCUGUGGCUUGGCUUGGCCUAUUUGAGCAAAAGUUAAACCAAGCAGUGAAACUUAGAUUUAUAAAUUGCUUAGCCAUCCAGCAAAAAACAAAGCACGGAAAGCUUCCUAGAAACCCAGACCUGAUUGGGAACAACAAGAGUAACAGUUCUGAAGUAGCUCAUGAAGCUUCCUCACUUUUAAAAGUAAUAUCUCAGUAUCCUUUGCAAUGUCUUUUGGUGGCAGAAGAGGUGUUGUGGUUUAGCACAAUCCAGGAGUCAAAUUCUACUACUACUAACAUGUGGAUGAGAAUUAAGUCCCAAAACGCAGCACAACUGCAAUAUUUGUGCCAGCUUAUAAAUGAAAAUUCCACAAAUUCAAAUAAGCACCCAUCUCGGCGCAUCUUGACAGCUCUGCGUGCCUUGAUUAUGUUGACCUUAAAGCACUCUGGCCAAGCUGAUGGGCUUGUCAAAGUGAAAGGAGAUUUGGAGACCUCUUUUGAAUGGCAGAAGCUUAUGAAGUAUUACCUUAUUCCAAAUGCAAAUGGCAUUGCUAGUGAUUUACUUCCAUCUCCAGAGGAUCAGUCUGUCUGUGUUGAUAUUCUGCGCACACAAUUGCCAUAUGGCUAUGAAUACAUUGGACCUGAGAACUGGACCAUGGUGAAUACCCCUUCAACUGAACAAGCUUACAUGGGCAUAAUUCUUGCUCUUUCCAGCUUCAAGUGUGCUUUCAUCAGUGGACCCCACAUGGCAGGCAAGCAGCAGGCUGCUGUGCAGCUGGGUUAUGCACUGGGUCGACAAGUGGUUAUCUUGAAGUGUUGUUCAAGCACUAGAUCCUCAGUCAUUUCCCAAACGCUUCUAGGUGCGCUUCAAAAUGGAGCUUGGCUAGUACUUGAUUCAGUGGAUUUGUUGGAACAAGGGACGUUGUCUGAUCUGGGACAACACUUGACUGAAAUUCAUCAAAAUUUGUCAGCAGUUCAAAGACAAACACAAAAAGAAGAACACGAGUUGUUCUCUACAGCUAAGAAGUCUAGCAGUGGUGAAUUCAUCAAAAAGAAUAACAAUACAGUAAAUGAGGUAGAAUGUGUCAUUGCUGGGAAAAAAUAUAUUCCGGUUAACCUUACCUAUGGAUGUAUCACAAUCUCACUUAAUGGCUACUCAACUAAGAUACCAGAAAAUUUGAGAGCUGCGGUAAGACCUGUCACACUGAUGAAGCCACAGUACAGAAUCAUUGCAGAAGUGAUGUUUCUGUCAUAUGGAUUUUCUGAAGCUUCUGAUUUAGGUCGCCGCCUGGAUUGUCUCUUUAGGCUUGCAAAGGAUUUACAUUGCCUUCCUGAUUUUGUUAGUGGACAUCAGACCUCUUGGCUUGUACUUCUCAGAAAUGUGAUUGCUUCCUCUGGAACACAUUUAAACCUCUUUCACCAUUUGAAAGAAACUGAUAAGUUCAGAGAACAUUUCAAGUUUGCCAAUCAGCCUAAGAAAAUUAUAAAUGUGGAGUUAGAGGAGCAAGCAACAAUCAAAGGAGUUCUGUCUGUCAUGCAGAAUACUGUCUCAGAUCCAAAGAGAGCAUCAAAGUUUUAUGAAAUAUUUGAGGAAAUCUUUCCAAAAGUAAGGAACUUUCCAAGUCUGCAACAGAUUAUUGAUGAAGAAGAACAAAGUAUGUUGAAAAAAGCAGUGAAAGUUGAGUUGCAGCAUCAAGGAUUUCAUGCAGACCCACAGAUGCUUCACAAUGUGUUGAUCCUACAUCAGGCUUUGAAGGUUUCCAAUGUUAUAGUGCUUCUUGGACCAGCAGGUUGUGGCAAAACAGCUUUAUAUCAAACCCUAGUAAGAACACUUCAGAAACUUUCCAGGACUCUUGAUGUUGAAUCUGCAGGUGACCAUAAAGGAGAUUUUAAAGAUGACUUUCAUGAGUUCCAUUUGCCAUGUUGCCCUCCUGUGAGCAUCGAGGUUAUAUUCCCCAAUGCCUUGACCAGCAAACAAUUUUUCGGUGGUUAUUUUGGCAAGGACAGUUCCUGGCUUGAUGGAGCUUUCACUAAAGCAUUAAGACGCUCAGAACAGAUCAUCCCUUUCAGAAGAAAGAAGACUGUGCAAACACAAUGCAUGAAUUGGAUUGUGCUGGAUGGCGAUCCAGUUGGCAAACCUGCUUGGUUGGACUCUUUGACCACUCUUUGCGAUCUUGAACAUCCUCAUCUUUUCCUCUCAUCAGGAGAGAAAAUUGAACCAUCAAAGCUGAAAAUACUAACUGAGAUCACAAACCUUGGUGAUUCAACACCCUCCAUAGUGGCACACUGCAGUCUAGUGUAUGUUUCUGGUGAAAACUUAUGGAGAUCUGUGUGGAAGAGUGAGAUGGAUGUUCUCUCUAGGGAGCACACUGUGGACCAGAUUACUCUGAAAAUGUGGAAACAGCUUUCUGAAGACCUUUUCUCUGACACUUUAGUGUUUCUUAAAAACACAGUUCUUUCUUCCGUGAUGGCCAGUGGUGGAUGUGAAGGCAAACAGGCAUCUAGGAUUACUGAGGGUUUGCAGGAAAUAAUGAGUUUCAUUAAGAUUCUUUGUGCGCUUUUGGAACAUUCUGGGAAGGGAGGAGCCUCCAAAUACACUUCAAGGAAAACCCAAACAGAAGACAGUGCACAAGUUCUUCAGCCACCAUGCACUGAUGCCAUGGCUACCUCUAUUCAUUGGGGGUUGCACACAAGAAACAUGUUUAUUGUUGCUUAUAUUUGGGGAUUUGGAGGACAUUUGCACCCUAGGCACUGGCUGCAGUUUGAUCUUUUUGCACGCGAGGCCUUGUAUAAGAGCUGUUGUGAAGUUGAGACUCCUCCAGAAGGCACAGUAUUUGAGCAUUUCUUUGAAUUCAGUGAGGAAAUGAGAGGCACAACCAAUUUCAUCGACUGUAGCACUCGUAAGAGUCCUCAGCUCUUCUUCACCUCUGUGCCUCAGUAUGAAAUGCAUGCAUAUCUCCUGGACAUGCUGCUGGAUGUUCAGCAGCCAGCACUUCUUGUUGGAGAGUCUGGUUCUGGAAAAACGAUGCUGUGCAAGUCUUUAGUAUCACAAGCAAGAGCACACAUACAUUUACCAUCCAGUCCAGGCCUACACCCUUCUGUCUUGUGCAAGACACUUGAGAAACUUAGAUGUCAGAACACUCAGCUACACAACAAGAAAGUCUCAAAGAAGCCAGACUUACUUCUGUUCAUCGACGACCUUUAUGAAGCGCCAUUUGAUGCUUGUGGAAAAACAUCCAAGACUCUUGAGACCCUGCGUCAGUGCAUUUCUAGAGGUGAAGUGUUGGUAUCAGACGGCUCUCACUUCAAGCUAUUUCAAUCAAAAUCCAUUAAUUAUCUCGCCACUUGCAGCGUUCCUGAGGCAAGCGACAGCUACUGGGUUUCUCCACGGCUCUCUCGACUGUUUGUCAUCUUGACUCUCCCAAGCAUGACUUCUGAAACACUCUUUUCUAUUCAUUCCUCAAAACUGCAACCGUGGCUGAAAGAAAUACAAGCAACGCAGAGCCUUGCAGACAAAGCAAACUGCAUUAUUACCUCAACUCUUGACGUAUACCUUGCAGUGCGUGAAUGCUAUACUGUAGCCUUGAGUCCAAACUUCAUUUUCUCUUUGCAUGAUAUUCAUAGAGUGUUUCAAGGGAUGUAUCUCUGGAGGUCAAGGAUUGAUGGCCAGCAGGCUCUUUGGAGUAGUUUUGGUUUUAGAAGCUACUCUUCAACUGAGAGAGUCUCUUUUCCAUCUGUUCUUGAACACGACCUCAACAUUGUCCGCCUGUGGACGCAUGAGUGUUUGCGCACUUUUGGUGAUCGCCUAGAUUCAGAAGAUGCAUGCCAAAAACUUAUCUCAAUUAUAGCUGAAGUUUCUGAGAAGAAUUUUGGCACGAUGUUGACAAAUGAAUCCCAAACACUUCCAGCAGAUACCUCAAGCCCUACGGACAUGUUAUCUGUAACAAGCACAUACAAUGUAAACCAGCAACUAGAUUCAAGCUCUUUGCAGAUGGAAGAAACUUUGAAUCCUUGGCUUGUUGAAGCAGAAGUUCAGACAGAGAGUGAAGAGACCAAUGUAGAAAGCAACUCCAGCUUGUACAGUACAGGAAUUGAUGAAGAUGUAUCUUCGUACACCAAUGACAAUGUAAAAAAAGCUGGAAAAUUUGAGAGUGAUCCAGAAACAUCAGAGUUGAUAUCUGAAUCUUCAAGUUGUUCAUUUCCAAUGUUGUUUUCUACUCUUUCUUCUCAUUCUAUUGGAAACUAUGUCAACCAAAAACCAUCAUCACGCACAGAGUUUUUGCAACAUCUACAAGAAACUUCUUCCAUCCAGAAUGUGGUUUUCAGUCCAGAACUUUGUGAAACAUCAAAAAACAUUCUUCUGCAUCAUAAUUUCAAACGCACCCAUGUGUAUCAAGAAAGAAAUGUUGAAGUGUUGAUUGACCAGCUAGUUCAUACUCUUAAAAUCAGAGAAGAAAAUAAAGAUGAAAAGUCUGUUAACACUCACUAUAAUCCAAAAUGGGCUGUGCAUCAUCAGAACGUACACCAACUUGUGCAUGUCAUCAGAGCUUUUCUUAUUCCUGGUGGACAUGGUGCUCUUUUAGGAGCUGCAAAGAAAACUGGCAGAAAGACUAUUGUGCGUCUAGCAGCUGCUCUGACGGGAUAUCAACUAGUUGAGGUUCAUUCUGGAAAUGAGACGAAGUUAUGGGGAAUGAUGAAAGACAUUUGGAGCCAAACUGGGGUGAAUGCUGGAGAUUUGGUUGUACUGGUUCAUGAGAAUACCAGCCAAGCUGUAAAGGAUCAGCUGCUGGUAAUGAUGGCCAAUGGAAGCUUCCCUGGACUGUAUUCAGAUGAAGAACUGAGGAAUGUGACUCUGCAGAUGAAAGCGUUGAUGAAAGAUACACAUUGUUAUUUGAAGGAUGAUCAAGCUCUUGAAAUGUAUUUCAGAAAUAUCCAAAGAAGUACACAUGCAUUUCUACUUUAUCCUUUCCUCUGGGACAAAUGUGAAGAAAAAAUCCCCAGGAAAUCUUACAGCUUUCUUUCACAUAUCACCAAGGCUUUGAGUCUCUGCUGUUGUGUAGAAGUGUUUCAACCUUGGACCUCUGAAGCUUUAGUUGAAAGUGCUUUGUAUCAUUUAAAAGCCAGUCGGCAGAUUCCUGAGUCUGCUGCUGCCAAGGAUAACUUAGCAGCUAGUAUUUCUAAGGCAAUGGCUGGGAUACAUUUAUCGGCUUCAAAAUAUGCUGUCACGCUGCUCCAUCUUCAACCGUUUGGCUGUCGGUCCUACAUAGAGCUGAUGGUUCAGUUCUUCUUUUUCUGUCACCACCAGUUUGAGAAAAACAGAGUUCAGGAUUGCCGGUUGGGAAAGGUUCUAGCACAUGUGAAGGACAUGGCCGACACAGCUGCAAGGCACACUCAGGAAGUUAUGACCUUUAGGGCCAAAUGUGAAGAAAAACAGAAGUGUCUGGAUCAGCUGCAGAAAUUGGUUGAUGCGGCACAGAAAAUCUGGGAACAAAAGCAGCACCAAAGUGUUCAGGAAGAAAAAUUGCUUUCCAAUCUUGAAGAUCAUUCACUCCGAGUUCAGCACCAAGUACAAGAUGCUUUUAAACAGGUCAGUCCGCUGUACCAAGCAGCUCUGGAGGCUCUGCAGGCUUUGAGCCAGUCUGAUUUGGAUGAGAUUCGGCACUACAGGAUGCCGCCUGAUGGAGUCAUCAUGGUUAUGGAUAUUAUAUGCAUGUUAUUCAACCGUCCAGGUGGCUGGGACAGUAGCAGACAACUUAUGGUGCUGUCCAGCUUUUUUCAGGAACUCGAAUUUUUCGACUGCUCUAAAUUAACCAAUGAGACGAUUCAAAAGUUGGGUCACAUCAUAAAGGCACCUAGUUUUCAGCCAGACUCUGUGCGAGAUAUGAGUCGGGCUUGUGAGUCUUUGUGUUGCUGGGUGAGAGCGGUAUACCAGUAUGCUUGCAUACAGCGCCACAUAGCACCUCAAAAGGCUAAAAAGCAAGAUUUGGACAAUCUUAUGGCUGAGAGUCGAGCAAGGCUGAGUGUGUUGAGGCUGCAGAUGGAGUCGGAGAGAGAAAGACUAGAUGAACUGGAGAGACAGCAGGAGCUCAACAGACAAGACAUGAAGUUGCUGAAGGCCCAGCUCAGUACCGCUGAGGCUCAAGAGAGGGAGUCAUGUGAUGCUCUUAAACUGGUUGAACAUCACAUUAAAGACUGGAUAUCAGAAGAAAAGGAAGCAACAUUGGCUAAUCAAAGCAUUCCAGGUGAUGCCCUCAUUUUGGCAGCUGCUGUUACUUACCUGGGUCCAUUUGGCCCUGAUGUUCGACAAGAGCUGCUCCUGAAGUGGCACAAACUUUGUCUGACUGGGGAAAUUAAUAUGACACUGGAGGACCCUCGUGCUACACUUUUGGAUGAUGUUCUUUUUGAAACCUGUGAUCACUAUGUGGCCAUUCCCAUCAGUAAGACAUUUCAAAUGGCUUUAAAUCAAAUAAUUGGACUAAAUCUGCAUCACAUACAUGGGGAUUCCUCCGAUCUGGUCCGAAGUGUUCUGCUCUGGGGGAACAGAGAUACUCGAACACAACGUUGCCUUUUAUUGGCAAGUUGUCAUGAAUAUGAGGAACCCAACUCUCAGACAUUGUUUUCUCCUGGUAAGUCUAAAAGUCAUGCAGAGGCUAAAUAUGGACUUUCACUUUCUGCUGAUGAUCCAGAGUUACUUGAUAAACUGAAUCAUGGAGCGAAAGAAGGUCUAAGAGUAUUGGUGAAGCAUAUUGAACGAGCAAUAUCAAAUCUGCAAGUCCUUCAGGCAUUUGUAACACCAGUAACCUGUUGUAAUAGCCACACAGUUCAGUCUGCUCAUCCUGACUUUCACCUUGUUAUGAGCACUUCCCUUCCAAUCCGAACUCUGAUACAGGAAGUUCAUCCUUCAUUUCUCGAGGAGGUUCAGAUGAUUGAUCUUUCUCCAUGCACAUCUGAAGUUCGGGACCUGAUUCUGACAGAACUGAUGCAGACUGAAUGUUCAGCACUGUGGACUCUACAUCAUCGAAUACAAACAAAAAAACAGACACUUCAGCAUAAACUUUCUGAAAACAAGUUUUCCUUGAUGGAGUAUGUCACACAAGCCUCUACACCACUUCUCCAGGACCCUCAGUUUCUUCCACAGGUCUAUAUGUGUCAGAAUGUCUCUCUCGGACUUGAAACAGAAAUCAAGGCACUAUCUCAACAGAUAGAUCAGCAUAAACCCCUGAUGACUGAUUUUUAUCAAAUAGCAGAGCUCACUACAUCCCUUUACAAUGCCCUGCAGGACGUGGCCCAGCUUUCCCCCUGUUAUCUUUUCACUCUUCAUGGUUUCCUGCUCACUUUGCGGUCAGCUUUAGCCCUGGAGAGCCCAGACGGGAGGUCUCAUAUGGAGACGGAGCCCAGAGCAGGCAAAUCUGAGAUUACCUACAGGAUUGUCUCUCGUAUCUUUUCUCAGUAUAAACCCUGCUUGUUCCAGACCCAUUCCGCUUUAUUCAGAUUAUUGGUAUCUUUUGCCAUUAUUGAGCACAAUGAGGGCUGCCCUGAGGUAGAACGAGUUAUUUUCCUCAGAGGAUUAAGCAACUGGCAGUCUUCAGAGCGUUUUUUAUCAGCGUCAACACAGUCUAUCCCCGAGCUGCCAAGCUGGAUUCAAACACAAUCUCCAGAUGAUGUUUAUCUAUUAGAGAAGAUUGCACCCUUCAGGGGUCUUGUGUCCUCUCUUGUGAAUUCAUCCAAACUGUGGCAGAAAUACCUGCGCUUUCCUUCCUCCACGGUGAUUGGUCCAGUGCCUUGUCGAUCUCACUCUCAUUUGUCCACACUACAGCGGGCCAUUCUCUGGAAGACUUUGUGUCCUCAUUGGCUAGCAGCUGUGGAAGAAGACCUUAUGGCCUGUGCGAAUGGACAUAUGCCUCAAUCAUAUACUGGAGACCCCUCAGUGACCUCUGUGGAAAUCAUCUCCAACCUACUGUCUAAAAAUGAAGGUCCUGUAAUUGUGUGUUUACCAGAUAUAACCAGAGAAGCAGCAGUAAGCAUCCACCCUCUCCCCAUGAUUAAACAAAUUGCUCAGCGCCAAGUGGACAACAAAAGGGUGAGUGUUAUUUCUUUCGGGUCCGGCUGUCAUGGAGAUGCUGUUCUCUCUGCACUGGACAGCGCUGUCCAAAACGGCCACUGGUUAGUGCUGAACAACUGUCAUCUGCUGGACUGUUGGGAUGUCAGAGUUGAGAACAAGUUAACACAAGUAGUGUCCUUCACUACAAAAGAUUUGGAGACAGAUGGUGGGCCUCUUCUAAACGCUGGGAAUGCAGGACAAUUUGUGCAUCCCCAGUUUAGAUUGUGGCUCAUAACCAAAGCUGACAGACCUCGCUCAGUACCAGUUUCUGUUAGGAUUAGAGCCCUGCACUUGGUGUGCGAUUCCUCCUGGGACCUGAAGGAUGAACUGUGGUCCUCAAUAAAGCAGACAAUCCCCAUGUUCUCUCCUGAAGCCUCUGUGCACAUUCAGUGUGCCAUCCUGCAUUCUGUCCUGCUGCACAGACAAACGUUCAAACACACGGGCCAAGCACAGCUCUACUUUUGGACUCAGGAAGAUUUACUUGCUCUGAUUGACACAUAUCACCGCAUAGCCAAACACUGCAGUAAUGCCUCUAGAGCAUUGGAAUACAUAGCAGGUCACCUGGUAUAUGGUAGCCACGUGUCAGACCAUGCUGAUCAAGCAGCUGUGCGAAGUGUGGUUAGAGCUUGUCUGAGACCACUGUCUACUUCAUGGGAGCCUGGUCAAUGCAUUCUCUCAGAUAUAAUUAACUUAACAAGAAAAUAUGAAGGUGAUACCCUACUGACAGAAGUGAGACAUCACAUUCAGUCCAUCAGCAGAGACACACUCCCGUUACUUCUGGGCUUUAGUCCAGGAAUGGCAGAUGAACUGGUCAAACUAAAAAGUUAUAGCCUCAGCAAUCUUCUCCAUCAAUCACAAAACAUCUAUGUGGAUGUGAGAAGAGAAACCAAUGUUGUACCGCAACCCCAAGAACUUCCAGACUAUCUGACAGCUUGGGAGAUGCUGCUGACUUUACAAGUCAAGCUAAGAAAAAUGGAGAUUGGCAUGGGAAUGGAAUCUUCUUCUUCUGGGCCGUUGCAUUGUUUUUUCCAGGCAGAGUGGGAACGUCUGAACUCACUGGUGUCUUCCCUGCUCUCAGACAAUUUUCAGCCGGUUAAAUAUAACAUGACAAGCUCCGCUGCUGCACUUCUGACAGCAUCAGCUCUCUCACGUCUGGAGACUCGAGCAGAGCUGCUCAGGUCGUACCUGUGGGAAGAGUCAUCCAGGAUUACACCUCAUGUUUAUCGAUUGGCUGCCUUUCACAAUCCCAGAGGCUUUCUGGCAGCGCUUAUCAGAGAUGAAGCCCACAUCCAAAACAAGGAGAUCAGUCUUUACUGUUUGAAUUUCAAGGUGCUUCAUAAUAUGUUACCUCCACAAAGGGGUGUUUUUCUGUCUGGACUGGAGCUGCAGGGGGCGCUGUGGGAUUCAGGGUCUGGAGGUCUUCAAGACACUCAUUCUCCAAAACCGUCUUCUUUUCCACCCAUCUGGGUCAGUGUUGAAGAGUGCAAAGGUGACAGGAUCAAUUCCUCUAAAAGCUCACAAAAUAAUUCCUCAUCCCUGUACUACUGCCCUCUCUAUGUGGACACACACACUGCAGACGGACGUCAGAGUGAGGACAAUAUUAUCACCCAUGUUCCUCUUGCAGCAAGGUUAGAUCCAGUGCUUUGUUCUAUGAGACACGUUAGGUUAACCAGUACUCUGUUUUAAUAGACCUUGUGAUGAAUGACUUAAAAUGUAUGCUCUUGAUGAAAAUAUGUGUAAAAUUAUAGCAACAUUAUACUUCGCA
This is a messenger RNA of Danio aesculapii, 13726 nucleotides long. RefSeq names its product dynein heavy chain domain-containing protein 1. Lineage: Eukaryota; Metazoa; Chordata; Actinopteri; Cypriniformes; Danionidae. Gene Ontology annotation, cellular component: dynein complex. Gene Ontology annotation, biological process: microtubule-based movement. The record is from RefSeq and is a predicted model, not a curated record. Gene Ontology annotation, molecular function: dynein intermediate chain binding; dynein light intermediate chain binding; minus-end-directed microtubule motor activity. The transcript has 41 exons.